Messenger RNA from Rhododendron vialii, 2565 nucleotides. RefSeq names its product L-type lectin-domain containing receptor kinase IX.1-like. Gene Ontology annotation, cellular component: plasma membrane. Gene Ontology annotation, biological process: protein phosphorylation. NCBI's taxonomy places the organism in Eukaryota, Viridiplantae, Streptophyta, Magnoliopsida, Ericales, Ericaceae. Gene Ontology annotation, molecular function: carbohydrate binding; ATP binding; protein kinase activity. The transcript has 5 exons. Bases 16 to 2565 code for a protein of 849 amino acids. The record is from RefSeq and is a predicted model, not a curated record.
AACUCCCUUCCAGCCAUGGCUAUCUUCAACUUCCAAAUCCUGCUAUAUUCUUCUCUCUCCACAUCCUUCUGCAUUCUAUUUCCUCGAACAACUUCACUCACCUUCAAAUUGACUAACUUAGCCCUUCAAGAUCAAAAUGCCAACAUAACAACAUUCGGAGAUGCCUAUUUCUCAACCCAAGGCCUCCAACUCACCAGCCUGGAGAACCAGGUCGGUAAAGCAACUUACAUCGAUCGCCUUCACCUUUGGGAUAAUUCCACUUCCACUCGAAACUUAACAAAUUUCUCUACCCAUUUCGUUUUUGUGAUUGAUUCGGAAGAGCGUCACACUAUCGCCGAUGGUUUCGCCUUCUUUCUUGCUCCAAAUGGGUCACAUUCGGAAGGUCGCAGUGGAAUGGGCCUCCCAGUUAAAACAGGUACUGAUUUGAGAGAACCCUCUGGCACUUUUGUUGCUGUGGAGUUUGAUACGUUCUGGAAUCAGGAUACGGACCCGGACACUAUGGGCCAGGAUCCUCAUGUAGGUAUCGAUGUCAAUUCUGUUGUAUCAAAGGUUACUGCCGUUUGGUACCCUAACAUACCUGCUGGGAUCAAGAAUGAGGCUUGGAUUAGGUAUGAUUCAAAUUCAUUCAAUUUAAGCGUGGUUUUUACUAGUUCUACAAAUACUACCAGAGUGCAAGAUACCAUUCAUUUAAUUAUUGAUCUGAGCGAUUACUUACCUGAAUGGGUGACAUUUGGGUUCUCAGCUGCAACAGGGUCGCCAAGGUCUGCGAAAACUAUUGUAAAAUCAUGGGAAUUUAGUACAAGUUUGGAAAUGAACAGGAAUGUUACAGAUCCAGUGAAACCAGGAUCGAAAAAAAUCUCCAUUGGAGUCGUAGUGGGAUUGGUUGUCGGUACGAUUGUUUUAGUUGGUGGGUUUGUUUUGGUUGGAUUUCUCUUUUGGAGGAGAAGUACUAGAGCAAAAGAAGAGGAUGAGUUUGAAGUUGAGAUGUCCAUGGAAAACGAAUUCGAGUUCGGUAGUGGGCCGAAGAAAUUUUCCUACGACCAAUUAUCUCGGGCGACAAAUAACUUUGAGGAGGGACAAAAGCUUGGAGAAGGAGGGUUCGGUGGGGUUUAUCGAGGUUUCUUGAGUGAAUCAAAUUCUUAUAUUGCUGUCAAGAGGAUAUCAAAGGGGUCAAAACAAGGGAUAAAGGAGUACGCAACGGAAGUGAAGAUCAUCAGCCAGUUGAGGCAUAGGAAUUUGGUGCAACUCAUUGGUUGGUGCCAUGAAAAGAAAGAACUACUCCUUGUUUAUGAGUUCAUGGAAAAUGCCAGCUUAGAUUUCCAUCUCUUCCAAGGGAAAAGCCUGUUGACAUGGAGAACAAGGUAUAAAAUCGCCCAAGGUUUGGCCUUAGCAUUGCUCUAUCUACACGAAGAGUGGGAGCAAUGUGUAGUGCAUAGAGAUGUAAAAUCAAGCAAUGUUAUGUUGGACUCGAACUUCAACGCCAAAUUGGGAGAUUUCGGGUUAGCUAGAUUCGUUGACCACGAAAAACAGCCCAAAACAACUCUUUUGGCGGGGACCAUGGGGUACUUGGCACCGGAAUGUGUGGUAACAGGUAAAGCUAGUAAGGAAUCAGAUGUCUACAGCUUUGGUAUCGUGGCGUUGGAAAUAGCUUGCGGAAGAAAACCCCUUGAUUCGAACAUGCCAGAGUCUCAAAUGAGACUAGUGGAAUGGGUUUGGGACCAUUAUGGAGUGGGAAGGUUACUCGAUGCAGUGGACACAAAAUUAGGCUCAGAUUAUGAUGAGCAAGAAACCGAACGAUUGAUGAUUGUUGGUCUUUGGUGUGCUCACCCGGAUCACAAUUUCCGGCCUAAAAUCAGACAGGCAAUUCAUGUGCUUAAUUUUGAAGCCCCACUGCCCACUCUCCCACCAAAACCACCCGUGCUAUCAUUUUUUCCUCUUCCAUUGAACACUACCCCCAAUAGUCCUAGCACCAGCCAAAACCAUUAUUCAAGCUAUACUUACAACACAGUUUCUUCUAAGUUCACCUCAUCUUCUCCUGCUUCGUCUCCAUCUAUAUCACUUUUGUAUAAAGAAGUAAUUGGCUCAAUUACUUUUAGAUUCUGGAUUGUGGAUCGUAGUUUUUUAGAUUAUAAUGAGUGUCUAAAAUCUUUGUACGUACUAGCAGGUCCAGGAAUCAAUGUCAAAUUCAAUUUUUACUACUGUUUGACACUGGACAUAAAAUCCAGCAACGUGAUGCUGGACUCAAAUUGCAAUGCUAAGUUGGCGGCUUUUUGGUUUUUAGUGGUGGCAGUGGGAAUAGCAUGUGGAUUUCGGCCUUCACUUAAACAAGCAAUUUAUAUUCUUAAUUUUGAAACUUUAUUGCAUGUUCUUCCUGAUAAGGCAAUCAUAUUGUUGGUUUCAUUGCCGCCGUCGUAUGAGCAUCUCCAGACUACAUUGAUGUACGGAAAAGAUACUCUCGGGCUUGAUGAGGUCAUUGCUAAACUCUCAUCCCACGAGUCGAUGCGAAGGAAGGAGAACGAGGGGAUAUCGGAGGAGCGCGCCAUGCAUGGUUGUAUCUUUUCGUAG